AUGGGGUCCCGAGAGCGGCUCGGUGAGGGCUCCCUUGGCUGCGUCACCAAAGUGGCGCACGUGAUGACCGGCGAGGUCUUUGCAUUGAAAGCCAUUGCGCGCCAGCGGGUCAAGGAGCACUGCCUCCAGCAGUACGUCGAACGGGAGGUCGCCACGCAACAGCGCCUCAACCAUCCCAACAUCGUGCGGCUGUACGAGUACUUUGAGGAAAUGGCGGCAACUCUGACCGUGGAGGCGGAUGCAUCUGUAGAGUCGCUGAAGAGGCUGCAGAACGGUGACGUGCUAACCCUGCAUGUGACGCAGGUCACACUUGCAGCCACCAGUGAGCUUGCAGGCAAACUUCGGUUGCCGCUUCCUUCAGUGUUUAAUGGAGCCCCAGAAUCCUGGGAAGAAUGGGAAUGGAACUUCACUAUCUAUGUUGCUCUUUUCGAUGCCGAUGUAAGUCAACUUCUCGAGCGGAGUGCAGCUUCAGAUGCCGAAAUCGAGGAUGCACACUUCGCACAGUUCGGACAUCCGCGCGCACAACAGCUUCACGCGUUCAGUCGAAAACUUCAUGUUCUUUCGGCGAAUCUCACUUCCGGCGCAGCGAAACUUUUAGUGCGACAGAACAUCGGUGGAAACGUCUUCGAAGCAUGGCGUAGGUUGAAGCAGAAAUUCAGCAUGCCCGACGCGCAACGCGGACAUUCACUUCUUGCACAAGUGUUGGAUUGGAGGUUUAACACGGCGACCUUUGAACAGGACUUCAACGCAUGGGAGACAGUGAAGAUUCGUUACGAAGCGCUGACCGGCGCACUUCUGCCCGACGGAGUUCUUAUUGUCUCGGUUGAUGCUUCAGGGCACUGCAACUUCCCAGAGCGCGAGUCUCUUGAGCACUUCGAGGUGUUUGAAGAGCGUCUUGAGUCGGAGUGUACAGAGGAGCAACUUCAGAAUGCCAUCUCAACUAAGUGGGUCAAGCGCCCAAAAAGAGAUGGUGUGAGAUGUCCCGUGUGCGUGCGUGGCUUCGACCAGCUACUUCGCUAUCUGCAAGGAACCAAGGCCUGUGUCUUGACACUUCGACCGAGAGUCAAGCUGCGUGAGCACAUGACUUCUCUUGAUGUCGUAACAUAUGUAGACUCGGAUUGGGCAGGCUGUGUUCAGACACGUAAGAGCACUUCAGGUGUUGCAGUGUUCUUCAACGGUGCUUUAAUUGCUUCGCAAAGCCGCGCCCAACAGACGAUCGCGACUUCUAGUGGCGAAGCAGAGCUUUACAGCAUCGGUCUUGGCACUUCGGAAUGCCUCUUCGUGAAAUCCCUGCUUCUCGAAAUGGAAAUCACUUCGAAAAUCAACAUCCGCGUUUUUACCGGUUCCUCGGUAUGUGAUAUUUCAGGGUUCCCGGAAGUCCGAAUGCUUCAGAACUUGCCCAGAGCUGACUUGCAGGACUUCACGUCCGCUGCCGACAUUUCGGUUGCAACUUCGUGCCUUGGUUUUUUCGCUUGCCGCCAUGGUUUGCUGACUGCAUCACCUCAUGAUGCUCCUGUGAUGGACUUGCGACACUUCUUUUGGUGUUCGUUUUGCUGCGUGGAUGGUGUGGAACUUCAAACCGGAUUGUGCCCAAUUUUCUUGGGACAUGACUUCUUUACUUCACACCGGAUUGUGCUCGCUAAGCGAGACUUCUUUGUGAUUGCCGAGCUCUAUAACCGCUUCUACUUCAACUUCGUGCACAACAAUGGCACCCAAGGCAGCGGUUCUCGGACUUCAUGCCUCGGCACUUCCUCCUCCGAGUUCCCCUCAAGAGGAGUGACCCCAGAGUUGCGCUACACUUCAAGUCUGCGUGAGCAGGUUCGAGGACUUCAUCCCAUGAUGUUCUUGAGGAUGAACCAAGCGGCCGAUCUACUUCGUGUCUCUUUCUACGGCAGAGAGGCUGCUCGACUUCUUGGUCGUGGUCGAGAGCACUUCGGCUGGACCCACUUCGCUGGGAUGAGCGACUUCGCCAUCGACAACCCCAACUACACCCACCAUAACACAGUGGAAGACUUCCUGGAAGCUCUUCGCACAGGUAAGCAGGUGACCAAGCUUUUCGUGCCAAACACUUCGGAGUUUGGUGCGAUCUAUGCCUGCCUUCAACUUCGCCCUGGAGACAAUGACUUCAUGAUCGGUGGACUUCAAGCCUUGAUGCUCUUCCCUGGUGUCUUUGGUGGCUCCACUUCCUAUGUGUCGAAUGAGGUCGACUUCUACCUCCACUUCAGCCCUGUCUUCACUGCCCCGAACUUCAUUGACAGGAUGCCUGAGCUGUCAGUGCGAUUGUGGUAUUGCGCCACACUUCAUAUUCUUUUGACUUGGCUGUCAAAAGGAGGCACUCCACUUCGACUUCAGAGUGCCAUGCAGCCCUUCGCAGGCGACCACCUCAACUUCUGCAUGUGCCCCAGAGCAGCCAUUUGGUUGGCCAGCUUUGGACUUCAGUUGAUGCUGGAGGAAAAUCCCACUUCGGCAAAUGUGCAUCUUCGCAGUCCGAUUGGACUUCUGAGUGUGAGGCUGACUUCGCAGCAGAUCACAAACUUCAUCGAUGGCAACCACUUCAGGGUGUGGAACCGUCGCUACAUCGACUACUUCAUCAAUGUGACUUCCGGUGACAUCGAAAUCACGUCAGCGAUGGCCAACACGAUGUCGAUCCUCAAGCUUCCUGGCACCUGGCAGGACUUCUUCACCCUGGCGUGGAAUCAGACUUCCCAUGGGCGCAAUCGCUACAUGCACAUGCCACUUCGCCCCAGCGACUUCAGUCGCUUUGAUGAAGCAAGCGAAGGAGACUUCUGGAUCUCGAGGGCAUUGGCUGUGCAGUCACUUCGUGCCCGCUACAGAGGAGCACUGCUGAAGUGCACUUCGGAUCUGAGGACUUCCAACUUCACCUAA
This is a messenger RNA of Symbiodinium natans, 2886 nucleotides long. NCBI's taxonomy places the organism in Eukaryota, Dinophyceae, Suessiales, Symbiodiniaceae. The record is from the annotation of a GenBank genome assembly.